Penaeus monodon (black tiger shrimp) is the source of this 501-nucleotide messenger RNA. Its product is annotated as stomatin-like. Gene Ontology annotation, cellular component: plasma membrane. NCBI's taxonomy places the organism in Eukaryota, Metazoa, Arthropoda, Malacostraca, Decapoda, Penaeidae. The record is from RefSeq and is a predicted model, not a curated record.
CUCAACCGUCCACCAACGCCUCCGACCACUUGCAGCCACUCCACCCGUCUCUUGGCCGCCACCACCCUCCGGAAUGUCCUCGGUACGAAGAACUUGGCGGAAAUCUUGAGCGAGCGGGAGUCCAUCUCCCACAACAUGCAGAGCUCCCUAGACGAAGCCACAGAUCCCUGGGGUGUCAAAGUAGAGCGGGUUGAAAUCAAGGAUGUCCGCUUGCCCGUGCAACUGCAACGUGCCAUGGCUGCAGAAGCCGAGGCAGCACGAGAAGCCCGUGCCAAGGUGAUUGCGGCCGAGGGAGAGCAGCGUGCUUCCAGGGCCCUCAAGGAGGCUGCAGAGGUUAACGAGUCCCCAGCUGCCCUCCAGAAACACAUGAUCUUGUAUCACCCUAGAAACCUUUUGUACACUGUCAAUUAUUAUAUCAAGACUAAUAUAGAACUUCAGUGGGACAUUUGCAAAAGAAGUGAAUCUAGCUUUAUUGAUAUAAGUAUUGAAAUUAAGAUGUAG